Paraphaeosphaeria sporulosa is the source of this 1045-nucleotide messenger RNA. RefSeq lists its product as uncharacterized. The transcript has a single exon. The coding region runs from base 281 to 844 and encodes 187 amino acids. The record is from RefSeq and is a predicted model, not a curated record. NCBI's taxonomy places the organism in Eukaryota, Fungi, Ascomycota, Dothideomycetes, Pleosporales, Didymosphaeriaceae.
UCAAUCACGAAGAUCUUAGAGAACGCUGAAAGGUCAAUCAUUUUGACCAUCUUGAUAUCUAUGUUCUAGAUGGAAGCUUUUGAAUUGGCUACGUAAAUUGUGCACGGCCUCCAUGACAUAGUCCUAACCAGUUAAGCUCCGUCAGCUCGGAAGCUGUUCCACUUGCCGCUUCGCUCUCUUCUCGCCAUCUUUCUUUCUCGCCCACAGUCGUUGUAUAACCACUCAGCUACUUGUGCAUCAAUUGCGCGUCCGCUCUCACCCAGAGCUUCAAUCACCCAAAAUGACCGCCCGCGCCCCAACCCUGCGCACCCUCCUCCGAACAACCACCACCCUCCGCCCCGCAACUCAGCCAGCGCGGCCAUUCUCCCAACUUCAAAACCAUUCGCGAUCUCGCUCGCCAUCUCCCCCACCGCCAUACGCAGCGCGCAACGUCACCUUCCUCGCCGCCCACUCCUGGACCCGCUUCCACACGCCCUACACCUACUCCUCGGUCCGCACCUUCGCAUCCACCCCGCGCACCUCCGCGUUCGUCCCACAACCGCCCAGCUCGUCCACCGCCGCCACUAAAAUCGAUGAAGUGAUGGAAGAAAUCACCGAGUUGUACGGCACCGCGCGCGACGAGUUCGAGAUCGCGGCGGAGGAGACGGAGAAGAACACCACGUAUGCGGCGGACGACCGGGCGGCGGCGAGGGAGGAGCUGGAUCGGUUGCUGGAGUAUUAUGGGGGCGUUUUGGAGGGCGAUCCCGGGGUUGCGGAGGAGGUUAAGAGGAGAGUUGGGCAGAGGGUGAGGGAGUUAGAACAGGCGGUGUUGGGGAUGGAGGAGAGUGUUACGCAUGGGGAUUAGAGGAGGUGUAUGACAUUGGCAUCGGAGCGUAGGAAAAGGUGGAUGACCGAAGAUGUACGAUAUUUUGUGGCAGACGGCCCUGAGGGCAUGUCUCGAUGUACGAUGGACAGUGAGGGAUGUAGAUGGAGAACAAUUCGGUUGUGUAUUUAGCGCUCAAUGGCACUCUACUGGAUCAAAUAUUCUACGAUGCGCUACACGAAC